Molecule: messenger RNA, 1185 nt
Organism: Alternaria postmessia
Lineage: Eukaryota; Fungi; Ascomycota; Dothideomycetes; Pleosporales; Pleosporaceae
Exons: 3
Coding region: 1-1185 (394 amino acids)
Source: RefSeq, a predicted model, not a curated record
AUGUCUUCGAUACGGCGGAGCUGCCAAUCGGCCUUGUUCAGGACAAACAAUGUCUGUCUGUACACCAAUGGCUCAAGACGCGCAUUCUCUCGCACGUCGGUGAGCUCCAGAGGCGCUCUCCCAAACUUCCUCCCACCCUCCAAGCCCGAACUAUCAGAGCUCCUCUCCAAGUUCAACGCCAAGAUCCUUCUUCCCUCUCACUUGACGAAAGAACAACGGAAGCUUGUCUACUCGAAAGAAUCCCGCGCAAAACUCGAAGCCGAACCCGUAGAGAUCACCCUGGGAGAUGUCACUCUUCCUCUCGAACACCUCGACCGGAACAGACUGCCAAACACUUUCAAGACUUUCAGGGGGAUCGUAGCCGAGAGCGAGACUAAGGAGGACUGGGAAAAUGUAGUCAGAUGCUUGGAGGGAUUCGAAGAGGCGGGCAUCAAGGUCGAAAGCGCGUGGCAGGAGCUAGUCGUAAGAAAGUUAAAUCUAGCGGACAUGCAUCAUCUUGUCCUCAAGAUGUUGCAAAGAUCAAAGGCAACAGGCGUGAAGCUGAGCAACUUGGGUGUGCUGCAACAAGUAUUGAGGAGUGUGCACGACAAAGCUACCUUGUCUGACUGGGCAGAGGAAGAGACAGCCAAGAUGUACAAGCAAGCGAAGCAGAUUGUCGAGCUCAUGGAUAAUGAGGAGCACCACAAAGUCCAGAAUCGCAAGGAUCAGCCUACUGAAGGUGACUGGAGGGGCAGGCCUUCCGUUGUUGCACUGCCGACCGAACUGGCUGCUGUGCUCGCCGAGCGACAUGGCGGAGACAUGGAACAAGUCAAGAAGCUAUCGAACCGUUUGGUAAAUGCGCUUAAGCAAAGUGAUUACACAGCCUGGCUCGACAUGACGUCCUUGCGGUCCAGUACUAAAGCCGAUUCAUUCAAAAACGUUACCACACAGUUGGCAUUCACAAAAGACCACAGCUACAGUCUCCUUGAAGUAAUGAUUGUGUGGAAUGCACUCAAGACAUCUCGCAAAGUACUGGGUGCUGAAAUGCCCAUGGCCGAAGAGGCACAAAAGUUCGAAACUAAGGCAGAGCAAGUCCUGAUGGAGGGCAUGCAGUCGUUGGAUGAUAUGUCGAAAGACAAGAGCGGCAAGUCGCUGAAACCAGCGUUUGUGAAAUACGCCAAGGAUGUCCUUGAGAAAUGCAGAUAA